CAAAUGUACCGCUAGCGCUCUAGAAGCCCACGGAUCAUGUAGAGUUGGAAUGCUGUGCAAAAGAGAAAGAAUCUUUGCCUUUGAUUUCUAAACACCAUGAACACUCUCAACUGCAGAUGUACUGAGGCACAACUAUGGUCACUCUUUUGAGAGGAAUCGCUGGACUACAGGCAUGUGACAGCCGCUAAGGUGGAGGUGGCUGGGUGAAAGAUGACUUUACUGGCAGGGGAUGGUUCUGAUUACGACUACAGUGCUCUAAGUUGCACCUCUGACACCUCUCUGAACCCUCCACCAAUCCAGGAGCAAGAGGCCCUAAAGGGCGUCUAUUAUAAACGUGCACAACGACUUCCUCCGACUGACCCCAACACUGCCACUGAUGCAGCUCAUCCUGACGGCAUCCUGCCGUCAAGCGCCCAGCGGCUGCAUGUCAUCAUCAACGUUGGCGGCCUCCGGUACCAGCUUCCCUGGACCACUCUGGAGGACUUUCCUCUCUCACGGCUGGGCCAGUUGCGCCUAUGCAGCAGCUUUGACGACAUCAUGCGGGUAUGCGACGACUACGACGUCGUCCACAAUGAGUUCUUCUUUGAUCGCAGUCCCUGUGCCUUUCGGACCAUCCUUACCUUCCUGCGUGCCGGAAAACUGCGUUCUCUGCGUGAAAUGUGUGCCCUGUCCUUCCAAGAAGAGCUGCUUUACUGGGGUGUUCCGGAAGAAAGCUUGGAAUGGUGUUGCCGUCGACGCAUCCUGCAGCGCGUGGAGGAGUGUGAUGAGCUAGAGCGGGAGGCAGAAGAGGAUGAGGAGGAAGGGGAUGAUAGUGAAACUGGCUUGGCCAGGGAGUCCCGGCUCACCCGCUGUAUGGGAAAACUAAGAGACAUGGUGGAGAAGCCUCACUCUGGCCUGCCAGGAAAGAUCUUCGCCUGCCUGUCAGUCCUGUUUGUCACUAUUACAGCUGUCAACCUAUCCAUAAGCACCAUGCCUGCUAUGAGAGAGGAAGAGGAGACCGGAAAAUGCUCUCAGAUGUGCUACAACAUCUUCAUAGUUGAGACGGUGUGUGUGGCCUGGUUCUCGCUGGAGUUCACGCUGCGCUUCAUCCAAGACCGCAGCAAACUGGCCUUCCUUCGGCAACCCCUCAACCUGAUCGAUGUCAUUGCCAUCCUGCCCUACUACAUCACACUAGUGGUGGACAGCACCUCCACAGGGGAGAAACGUCUGGGCUCGGGAAGCAGUUACCUGGACAAAGUGGGCCUCGUGCUGCGCGUGCUGCGUGCGCUGCGCAUCCUGUACGUGAUGCGCCUCGCGCGGCAUUCUCUCGGACUCCAGACACUUGGUUUGACCGCGCGCAGGUGUACGCGCGAGUUCGGCUUGCUACUUCUCUUCCUUUGCGUUGCUAUAGCGCUUUUCUCACCGCUGCUCUACCUGAUUGAGAACGAGGCUGCGGCCACGCAAGAGUUCAGUAGCAUACCUGCAACGUAUUGGUGGGCUGUUAUCACCAUGACAACUGUCGGUUAUGGCGACAUGGUGCCGCGCAGCAUCCCCGGACAGAUGGUCGCGCUCAGCAGCAUCCUCAGCGGGAUUUUACUCAUGGCGUUCCCCGUCACCUCUAUCUUCCACACGUUCUCACGGUCCUACGUGGAGCUCAAACAGGAGCAGCAGCGACUGCUGCAGCGGAGAACUCACUUUCUACUGCGCAGCCGCAUUGCGGGUCUCGGCAGCAAUCUGUCGUUGGAGAGUGACGUGCUCUUCCCUAGUGUCUCGUCCGACCACAGAAACCGAGAGGAAUAAUAAAGUAACAGUGUGUUGUUCACAAAACUAUGAUCCAAAUCCACAGAGAACGCAAAUGGACAUGGAAUAAUAAGCAGCUGUUUUGAUCUCUUGAAUGUUUGUUUACAUAUUGUCCGUCAACAGUCCAUUUAAAAGAUUUUUAGUGCUCAAUUUCACUCCUGGUGAUCUACCUCCCAGCAGAGUAUCGCAGGCCCUUCAUUUAUUCAUGUGCUGGAUAUAAAUGACAGUUAUCUACAAUUCAGUUUUCACUAGUUAAAAUGCUUAUUCUUGAUAUCAAGAGCGAAGAUUUGUCUUGAACACUGAGGGUUGCAGUGUGAAGCAUUUACCUAUGUUUCCAUUGAUCAUGGUAUAAAUAAUGGGGAGGGGGCUUGAUUUCAGCAAUUAUGUUGGCUUGACGAAGCCGACAUACUGUCAUUCUACAGAAUUUAUAGGGUUUUUCCAAAUUUCCAAAAUAAGACCAAAAUUAUCAAUUGUAACUCCUUCUAUAGCUUACAAGCUACAUCCACUAAACUUGUCGCAGACCUUCAGACUGUUCUGACUCAUGUUGUUAUAUCUUUUCAAACGGAAUAACUAUUUUCGAAACAUUCCAUAGACUUACAUUGACAGAAUUUUUAAACAGGCCGACGGAAUGCUCGUUAAUUGAAACUCCAGCUGUCAAAAAAUUCAAAUGUAAACAAACCCACCCAAGGCCUGCCAUAUCAUGGCUUUGAGUUACAAUACAAAAUCUAUCCAUCGAUCUAUCUUUAUGAAGGUCUACUUGACUAUCUAUCUAUCUUUUUAGAGCCAACAUCAAAGUUUGUCUUGAAAAACUUUACCUAUCUACUAAAAUGUCAAUUCUUGUUACUGGAAAAUGGCGUCAUUAUUCAAAAAUGGAAUUUCAACUAGUUAAAAACAUAAUUAAAGAUAUCUGUAACUGCAUUUUCACUAGUAGAGUUUCACAAUGGUCUAUAAUUCACUCCUGUUAAAAAAAUUUAACGUAAUUAAAGAUGUGUAAUACAUUUCUUACUAGUAAAAAAACUCCAAAUACAUAACGUCAGCGACAUACUUCUUACUAGUAAAAAUAUACAUUUUUAGACAUCAAUAGUUACAUUGUUACUUGUACAGAUGUACAUUCCUGAAAUCAGUACUUCAGUUAAAACUAGUAAAAAUGCUAAUUUUGACUCGGUUUUCACUAGUGGCAAUGUUAAUUUCAGAUAUGUUUAAUGGGAUUGUAACAACUGUAGUAAGAAAGCCUUAAGAUAUAUUUAAUUCCUCAUCUGAAAUCCAUUUCCAGACAUCUGAAAUUCCUGAACAUUUUUACUAGUUGUAAUUAAAUUGUUGAUAUUUAAUUGAGUUGGACUAGCAACAAUGCAGUUAUUGGUAUCAAAAAUGAUCAUUUUUACUAGUAAGGAGUACAUUGCUGUGAAAAUUGUGUAUAUCACUACAUCGCUAUGUGAAAUUGGAAUUUCAACUUUUAUACUUUUAUUAUAGAUAUCUGUAAUUGCGUUUUGAACAGGAAUGACAGAUGAUUGUAAAUGUUUACUAGUGAAUUGCAGUUACAGAUAUCAAAAUGUAUGGCUUUUACUAGCUGAAAUAAAUUCUAAUGAAAUCCAUAAUUACUGAUAUACAAAAUUAGCAUUUUCACUAGCAGUUAUUCCACUGCUGAUUUCAAGAAUUUGCAUUUUAAGUAGUCAAAUUGGCUUGUAGAAAUCUAUAAUUAAUUUCCUGCACAUGAUUAAUUGUCAAAAGGGCUUGUGAUAGCAGAGUUUACUUCCAAAUCUUAUAAAACAUAUCUGACCAAAUCUGACCUAGCUAAUCAAGGUCUUUGGGUUCACUUGAAAAUGUAUCUAAGAGCAGCUCUGCUGGAAGAUACAUCUCCAUUACUGAGAACCUGAAUUAAUUCAUCAAGCUCAGCUAUUUUUUUCUGUUCAGAUAACUGCUUAGAAUGCUUCUUCAACAGGAAAUUAGCUCUGAGAAGAUGACUUGUUUUACAUAUUGUUUUCAUUCGUUUCACGUCCACUUUGUUGAAUCUGAACAUGUAUUUUCAGUACUCUAGUACUGCAUGAGUAUCUUCCAUUUGUGUAUAUUUAUUAAUAACACACAAAAAUCACAUCACACACUCACAUAUAACCCAAGUUUAGUAUUCAUUUUUGUGUUGCUGGUAUGUGCUGAAAUUUAAAAUUCAAAUCUAUAUCUACUGGUAUCACUCCAUAUAAUUCUGUAUAUCAGGUCAUCCUAAUUGCUAAGAAAACAUCUGUCAUGAACAUAUAUCAGCAUUUCCCUAUUUAGGUCAUGCAAUCACAAGUGUGUUGUCACACAUUUUUAUUUGUAUUUUAUUUUUAAAUAAUAAUGAUAAUAAUAAAAAAAAAAUCACACAUAACAUAAUAAAUCUUAUUUGAUUUGACUUGGUCCAGACUUUUUUGUGAUGUCCUUCUUUCUCACAACUAAUCAGCAUUGAAUACAUUGUUGAUUGAUGAUUUAAGAUAAUGUUCUUUAACACUAAUCUCUGUCUGGAAUAAAAGUCAUGACACAAGUUCCUAGAUAAACUAUAAGCCUCUUCUCCCACGAGGGGGCACCAAUGCCAAAUUUGUAACUACAGAAGGGAUGGGCCCGAAUUUACACUAAAACAAACAUAUAAUGUGAAGAUGGAAGAAGGUUUGCAGUUUAGUAGGAGGAAAACAGGAAUUGGCCUCAAGGUAUAGUCUUUGGUAUGUGUAUGUCUGUGUUGAUGUGCCCUGGAAACCUGAUGAGACUUAUCAUAAGAUGAUGGGUCACAGAAAAUGGCAAGCUGAAGAGAAGCACUGUUGCAGUAUAAGGGGAAUCCACUGUUCCUAGUUCAAUAGACCCAAAUAUUUAAUGAGGAAUGUGCAUCAUAUGUCAGGAUACCCCUUCUUUAUGAAGAUACUUUCAAAGCUUUCGUACAUAAUUACUAGAGUUAUAGUUGUUACUAUAGUUGUUGAAAAC
Messenger RNA from Myxocyprinus asiaticus (Chinese sucker), 4722 nucleotides. Its product is annotated as potassium voltage-gated channel subfamily G member 1-like. Gene Ontology annotation, molecular function: delayed rectifier potassium channel activity. The coding region runs from base 211 to 1779 and encodes 522 amino acids. Gene Ontology annotation, cellular component: voltage-gated potassium channel complex; membrane. Lineage: Eukaryota; Metazoa; Chordata; Actinopteri; Cypriniformes; Catostomidae. The transcript is spliced from 3 exons. Gene Ontology annotation, biological process: regulation of delayed rectifier potassium channel activity; protein homooligomerization; potassium ion transmembrane transport. The record is from RefSeq and is a predicted model, not a curated record.